Messenger RNA from Chrysochloris asiatica (Cape golden mole), 2856 nucleotides. It is a transcript of the gene ROR2, whose product is annotated as receptor tyrosine kinase-like orphan receptor 2. Gene Ontology annotation, cellular component: signaling receptor complex. Gene Ontology annotation, biological process: protein phosphorylation; cell surface receptor protein tyrosine kinase signaling pathway; positive regulation of kinase activity. Bases 1 to 2856 code for a protein of 951 amino acids. Lineage: Eukaryota; Metazoa; Chordata; Mammalia; Afrosoricida; Chrysochloridae. The record is from RefSeq and is a predicted model, not a curated record. Gene Ontology annotation, molecular function: transmembrane receptor protein tyrosine kinase activity; protein binding; ATP binding. The transcript is spliced from 10 exons.
AUGACCUCAGUACACAACUGUAAUGACGCAGUAUUGGAUUAUAAGCUGUCUUUGAUAUUUAAUGUUUUAGCCAUAUCCACUCGGGGAUAUGAUGUUAGCAUCCCCCCUGACUUAACAAGUUGUGAGGUGGAGGCUCCUGAUCCAAAUAAUUCAUUGGAACAGCUUGACGGACACAACAGCCCUCUUCCUACUCUGAAAGGUUAUUUUCUGAAUUUCCUGGAGCCAGUAAACAAUAUCACCAUAAUCCAGGGCCAGACAGCCAUUCUACAUUGUAAGGUGGCGGGCAACCCGCCCCCCAAUGUGCGGUGGUUGAAGAAUGAUGCCCCAGUAGUUCAGGAGCCCCGGCGGAUCAUCAUCCGGAAGACAGAGUAUGGUUCUCGGCUGAGGAUUCAAGAUCUGGACACCACAGACACUGGCUAUUAUCAGUGUGUGGCUACGAAUGGGGUGAAGACCAUCACGGCCACAGGCGUCUUAUUUGUGAGGCUUGGUCCAACACACAGCCCAAAUCAUAAUUUUCAGGACGACUAUCAUGAGGAUGGAUUCUGCCAGCCUUACCGAGGCAUUGCCUGUGCACGCUUCAUUGGGAACCAGACCAUUUAUGUGGACUCCUUGCAGAUGCAGGGGGAGAUCGAAAACCGAAUCACUGCGGCAUUCACCAUGAUUGGCACCUCCACGCACCUGUCGGACCAGUGCUCGCAAUUUGCCAUCCCGUCCUUCUGCCACUUUGUGUUCCCACUCUGCGAUGAGAGGUCCCGGGCUCCCAAGCCCCGUGAGCUGUGCCGUGACGAGUGCGAGGUGCUGGAGAGUGACCUGUGCCGCCAGGAGUACACUAUCGCCCGCUCCAACCCUCUCAUCCUCAUGCAACUGCAGCUGCCCAAGUGUGAGGCACUGCCCAUGCCUGAGAGCCCGGAUGCUGCCAACUGCAUGCGCAUUGGCAUCCCUGCCGAGAGGCUGGGUCGCUACCACCAGUGCUACAACGGCUCAGGCACAGACUACAGAGGGACCACCAGCACCACCAAGUCAGGGCACCAGUGCCAGGCCUGGGUCCUGCAGCACCCUCACAGCCAUCACUUGUCCAGCGCCGACUUCCCAGAGCUAAGAGGGGGGCACGCCUACUGCCGGAACCCUGGUGGCCAGAUGGAAGGCCCAUGGUGCUUUACCCAGAAUAAAAACGUACGCAUGGAACUGUGUGACGUUCCCUCAUGUAGUCCCCGAGACAGCAGCAGAAUGGGAAUUCUCUAUAUACUGGUUCCAAGCAUUGCAAUUCCCUUGGUCGUCGCGUGCCUUUUCUUCUUGGUCUGCAUGUGCCGGAACAAGCAGAAGGCUUCAGCAUCCACACCCCAGCGAAGGCAGCUGAUGGCAUCACCCAGUCAAGACAUGGAGAUGCCUCUCAUUAACCAGCACAAACAGGCCAAGCUCAAAGAGAUCAGCCUGUCCAUGGUGCGGUUCAUGGAAGAGCUGGGUGAAGACCGAUUUGGAAAAGUCUAUAAAGGCCACUUCUUUGGCUCCACACCUGGGGAGCAGACCCAGCCCGUGGCUAUCAAAACACUUAAGGACAAAGCAGAAGUGCCCCUCCGGGAGGAGUUUAAACAUGAAGCUAUGAUGCGAUCGAGACUCCAGCACCCCAACAUAGUCUGCCUGCUUGGAGUGGUGACCAAAGAGCAGCCUGUCAGCAUGGUCUUCAACUACUGUCCCCACGGUGACCUACAUGAAUUUCUGGUCAUGCGCUCGCCACACUCAGACGUGGGCAGCACUGACAAUGACCGGACUAUGAAGUCUGCCUUGGAGCCCCCUGACUUUAUCCACUUAGUCGUCCAGAUCGCUGCGGGUAUGGAGUACCUGGCCAGCCACCAUGUGGUACACAAGGACCUAGCCACUCGCAAUGUCCUCAUGUUCGAUAAACUGAAUGUGAAGAUCUCGGACCUGGGCCUCUUCCGCGAAGUGUACUCAGCUGAUUACUACAAGCUGGUGGGGAACUCACUCCUGCCCAUCCGCUGGAUGUCCCCAGAGGCCAUCAUGUAUGGCAAGUUUUCCAUCGACUCCGAUAUCUGGUCCUAUGGUGUGGUCUUGUGGGAGAUCUUCAGCUACGGCCUGCAGCCAUACUGCGGCUACUCCAACCAGGAUGUGGUAGAGAUGAUCCGAAACCGCCAGUUGCUUCCCUGCCCAGACGACUGCCCUGCCUGGGUGUACGCCCUCAUGAUUGAGUGCUGGAACGAGUUCCCCAACCGGCGGCCCCGGUUCAAGGAUAUCCAUAGCAGGCUCAGAACCUGGGGGAACCUCUCCAACUACAACAGCUCGGCACAGACCUCAGGCACCAGCAACACCACACAGACAAGCUCCCUUAGCACCAGCCCUGUGAGCAACGUGAGCAACGCCCGCUACAUAGGACCCAAGCAGAAGGCCCAGCCCUUCCCACAGCCCCAGUUCAUCCCCAUGAAGGGCCAGAUCAGACCCAUGGUACCCCCACCCCAACUCUACAUCCCUGUCAAUGGGUAUCAGCCAAUGCCUGCCUAUGGAGCCUAUCUGCCCAACUUCUAUCCUGUGCAGAUACCAAUGCAAAUGGCGCCUCAGCAAGUGCCCCCCCAGGUGGUCCCCAAGCCAGGCUCCCAUCACAGUGGCAGUGGGUCUACCAGCACGGGCUAUGUCACCACUGCACCCUCCAACACAUCAGUGGCCGACAGGGCAGCCUUGCUCUCCGAGAGUACAGAGGAUGCACAGAACACUCCCGAAGAUGUGGUUCAGAAUCCUGUGCCAGAAGCUGAAGAGGAAGAGGAAGGCUCCGUCCCAGAGACAGAGCUUCUGGGAGACAAUGACACUCUGCAGAUGGAGGAGGUUGAGGUCCAGCUGGAAGUUUGA